Messenger RNA from Drosophila hydei, 2251 nucleotides. RefSeq names its product nucleolar protein 10 (gene l(2)34Fd). Gene Ontology annotation, molecular function: protein binding. The coding region runs from base 85 to 2247 and encodes 720 amino acids. NCBI's taxonomy places the organism in Eukaryota, Metazoa, Arthropoda, Insecta, Diptera, Drosophilidae. Gene Ontology annotation, cellular component: small-subunit processome; nucleus; 90S preribosome. The transcript is spliced from 4 exons. The record is from RefSeq and is a predicted model, not a curated record. Gene Ontology annotation, biological process: maturation of SSU-rRNA from tricistronic rRNA transcript (SSU-rRNA, 5.8S rRNA, LSU-rRNA).
UAGCUUACUACACAGCACUGUCAUACCGCCGUACCGCACGUGUUCCUUUUGUUUAUGCGCGAUAUUUUAUUUUAAAAUGCAGUAAUGUUUGUCAACGAAGUGAACGAUGUGAAAAUCUAUAACCUGAGCGCCGGCAAGUCGGUGCCAGAUUGGCUCACCGAUCGCCGCAAGCGCUCACAGCUGAUGAAGAAGGUGGAUUCGAGGCGACAGAUCGAGCUCAUCCAAGACUUCGAUAUGCCCGGCGUUUGUACAAGCAUACGUAUGAGCCCCGAUCAACAGUUUAUACUGGCCACAGGCACAUAUAAACCACGUGUCAAAUGCUUUGAAGUUAGCAAUCUGUCCAUCAAAUUUGAGCGCUGUUUCGACUCGGAGGUUACGACAUUCGAGGUGAUCAGCGAUGAUUACAGCAAGAUGGUGUUUCUGCAAUGCGAUCGCUACAUCGAAAUCCAUGCAGCACAUGGACGUCACUACAGAUUGCGCAUACCUCGCUUUGGACGUGAUAUGAAGUACCAUAAGCCCAGUUGCGAUAUGUUCAUUGUGGGUGUGGGCAGAGACAUCUAUCGUCUUAAUCUGGAGCGUGGACAAUUCUUACAGCCGUAUGAAUCGGAUGCUAGUUGCCUUAAUGCUUGCGAAGUAAAUCCUGAGCAUCAGCUUCUAACUGUGGGCAGCAAAGAAGGAACUGUUGAGGCAUGGGAUCCACGCACAAAACAGCGUUGUGCCAUUUUGGAUGUGGCCAUGAAACUGCCGGGUGUAAAAGUGUUUCCGUCGGUCACAGCGCUUAAAUAUCGCAAUGGUCUACAAAUGGCUGUUGGCACUGCUUCUGGACAUGUGCUACUCUAUGAUAUACGUUCCCGCCAGCCAUUAUUAAUCAAAGAUCAUCUAAAUAAGGUGCCUAUCAAGCGGCUGGCAUUCAAUCCAUCCCAAAAUGCCGUCUAUAGUUUGGACGAGGCCACGUUGAAACUGUGGGAUGAGCAGACCGGAAAACAAAUUGCCUAUGUAGAGUCGACAUCAUCGUUCAACGACUUUUGCACCAUACCCGAUACAGGCAUGUUCUUUUUGGCGCAGGAAGAUGUUAAAAUGAUGACAUACUACGUGCCUGCUAUGGGCCCAGCGCCGCGUUGGUGCAGCUUCUUGGACAAUCUAACCGAGGAAAUUGAAUCGGAGGUUGUGGAGAAUGUCUACGAUGAUUAUCAAUUUAUCACACAAAAGGAACUUGCUGAACUGGGCCUGGAACAUCUCAUUGGCAGCAAUCUGCUCAAGGGCUAUAUGCAUGGAUACUUUAUGGACGCGCGUCUGUAUAACAAAGCCAAAGCUGUGGUCGAGCCAUUCGCCUUCGAUCGCUUCCGCAAGGAGAAAGUGCGGCAGGAGAUUGAAAGUGAGCGGAAAUCACGUCUCCAAAUUGAAUCUAAACUGCCAAAGGUUAACAAGGAGCUGGCACUUAAGAUUAUGGAUGAGCAAGCGAAUCCCUCGAACAGCGCCAAGCAACGCAAUAUGCCCAGUUUGCUACAGGAUACACGUUUCAAGGCCAUGUUCGAGAACACCGACUUUGCGGUUAACAAAGAGGCCGAGGAAUAUCGACUGCUCGCACCUGUGCUCAAUCGCUUGGACAAGUCCAAGGCAAAGGCCAUUAAGCAGCGUAUUGAAGUGGCACACGUUGCAGAGCUGCACGCCGAGGAGGCGCAAACCCGAGAGGAUAGCGACAAUGAUGAAGAUCUGUUUGGUUUCGAAAAGAGUGAUGGGGACAGCGAGGCGAGCAGCGGCGAUGAAGCCUCCUCAGAUGAUGAGGAUAGGCGCGAGUACGUGAAGGAAAUGAAGCAGGCAUACAAACAGGUCAAACAGCAGCGUGAAGAUGAGGAAGAAGCAGAGCAAGAGGAUGAAGAGCCCGAUGGCCCAGAUGAUUAUGCGGCGCCAAUAGCAAACGGAAAUAGACAACAGGUACCAAGCAAUAGCACACACUUCAAGCUAACGCCGCUGGACAAACAUCGGGGCAACAGCGAGGUGGAGCAGCGCAUCAAACAGGCCAGUCUCCAGGAUCGCAUUCGCGUAAUGUCCAGCCUGGAGGGCAAUGUAACAAAUGUGGGCCGCUCACUGGGCAAUCGCCAGAUGACCUUUGAAGUGAACAAAGAAAAGAAAUCCCAAUACAUGGCAAAGAAACGUGAAGCAGAGCUGAAAAAGCAUCGAGACGAACGCCGCGGCAUAGUGAGAAACAUCAAGUCCCUAAGAUUGAAGAAGGUUAAUUUUAAGUAGGAGA